Molecule: messenger RNA, 1382 nt
Organism: Andrographis paniculata
Lineage: Eukaryota; Viridiplantae; Streptophyta; Magnoliopsida; Lamiales; Acanthaceae
Product: expansin-A10-like
Exons: 3
Coding region: 189-1172 (327 amino acids)
Biological process (GO): plant-type cell wall organization
Cellular component (GO): extracellular region
Source: RefSeq, a predicted model, not a curated record
UCAUCUUUAAAUUGAUUCUUCAUGAAAAAUCGUCUGGUGUGGUAUCCAAGCAUCAUCUUUAAAUUGAUUCUCCAUGAAAAAUCGUCUGAUGUGGUCUCCAAGCAUCAUCUUUAAAUUGAUUCUCCAUGAAAAAUCGUCCGGUCAAUGCAGUGAUGGAUUUUUUAAACUGACAAGCUCGGCUUCGAGUGAUGAGUCCCAUGAACAUUUUAAUGUUUGAAAAUUGGACGACCUCGUCACCAUCCCGUACAAAUCUACGAGAAUCUAUCUGCCUCUCUCUCUCUUUCUCUCUCUCUCUCUCUCUAUAUAUAUAUAUAUAUAUAUAUAUAUUAGAAGCAUUCUUAUAUCAAACUAAGCUAGGUAUCUUGACACACAUUUUGAAUAUUCACACACACAAACACAGAAAGUCUACAUUGCUGUUCUCCAUGGCCCCUGUAGCUUUCCUUCCCAUUAUCUUCUUCUUCCUAUGCCUAAUGCCACGUCACUCCCAUGCCCAAUCUUGGUCUCAAGCUCACGCCACCUUCUACGGCGGCGCCGACGCUUCUGGCACCAUGGGUGGAGCGUGUGGGUAUGGGAAUUUGUACAGCGAAGGGUACGGUACAAACACUGCAGCUCUGAGUACAACCCUGUUCAACAACGGGCAGACCUGCGGAGCCUGCUUCGAGCUCAAAUGCGUCGACGACCAGAAAUGGUGUCUCCAGAAGUCCAUCGUCGUCACCGCCACCAACUUCUGCCCCCCCAACGCCGCCCUGCGCGGCGACGCCGGCGGGUGGUGCAACCCCCCCAACCACCACUUCGACCUCUCCCAGCCCGUCUUCCAGCAGAUCGCCAAGUACCAGGCUGGCAUCGUCCCCGUCCUCUACAGAAGGGUUCUGUGUCGGAAGAGGGGGGGCAUAAAGUUCCUCAUUAACGGGCACUCGUACUUCAACCUUGUCCUGAUCAGCAACGUGGGCGGCGCCGGCGACGUCCGGUCGGUGGCGAUCAAAGGUUCGAGGACUGACUGGGAACCGAUGUCUCGAAAUUGGGGGCAAAAUUGGCAAACGAAUUCUAAUCUGGAGGGGCAAGCGCUGUCGUUCAAGGUGACCGCCGGCGACGGCCGCACCGUCGUCUGCGACGGCGUCGUUCCCACCGGGUGGUCGUUCGGGCAAACCUUCGUGGGAGGACAGUUCAGUUGAGAGUAUGAUGUAUGUUUACAGUAUAUAUAUAGUAUAGUGCGGUGGGCAUAGAUACAAGAUAUUAUAUGUAUGUAGAGUGUGCGAGUAGAUUGCGUAGGAAUUGAGAGAGAGCUUGUUGAUUAUUUAUUUCACGAGUGGCUCUCUUACGGCUAAUUAGGUUUAUUUAUGGUUAUGUUUAAUAUAAAAUUUUGGUAUAUAAUCAAUUUUUUA